AUGGCACCUCAUCCUCUUCAACAGCUCUCUGUCCAAGAGACCAAGCAAGCGAAGGCCAUUCUCAUCUCUGAGCACGACAAAGAUGAGGUGCUCAUCAUUCGAGAGAUCUUCCUCCAGGAACCAGCAAAGGCAGAGCUUCAGAAAUUCCUUGCGCUCGAACACUCCAACAGUCUGACUCAGUCCUCCCCACGACCAUCACGACAAGGAUUGUGCCAGUACGAUGUCGUUGGCUCAGACAAGGUCCCUUACUUUCAUGAAGCAGUCAUCGACCUUAAUAAGAAGGCUCGCGUGAAGCAUGAAGUGAUUGGCAAGGAUCAACACGCUCCACUCAAGCUCGCCGAGUUCGACCAUCUAGUCGAUGCUGUCCAGGCCUCCAAGGAAAUCCAAGAUGCCAUCGCCGAAUUCGACAUCCCAGAAGGCUUCGAAGUCCUCGUAGAGCCAUGGCCAUACGGUGGCCCCGAUCUCGAUGAACAGAACGAUCGCUACUUCCAAGGUCUGAUCUUCGCCGUGGAUAAGAGGAACAACAACGCCGACUCGAACUUCUAUGCGUUCCCGCUGCCACUCAUUCCCGUCAUGAAUGCUCAGACCAAGGAGAUUAUCCGGAUAGAUAGACUUGCGACUGGAGGCAAGGGUGAUAGUAUGACCGGCCAGACUCAUGCCAAGGGGGUACUCGAUCACUGUAGGCCGGCCGAGUAUGUUCCAGAGCUUUUGCCGGACGGUGUUCGCAAGGACCUGAAGGCACUCAAUGUCGUGCAGCCCGACGGCCCAUCUUUCACAGUCCAGGACGAUUCCCUGAUCGAAUGGCAGAAGUGGAGGUUCAGAGUUACCUUCAACCCUCGCGAGGGAGCUGUCAUCCACGACGUAUGGUACGACGGCAGGAGCAUGUUCUACAGACUAGCCGUAUCCGAAAUGACAGUACCAUACGCCGACGCUCGCGCCCCUUUUCAAAGAAAGCAGGCCUUCGACUUCGGAGACGGUGGCGCCGGCAACUGCUCCAACAACCUCUCCCUCGGCUGCGACUGUCUCGGCGUAAUCAAAUACUUCGACGGCGUCCUUAUCUCCGGCGACAGCGAAGUGAAAGCAGCCCCCAACGUCAUCUGCCUGCACGAACAAGACAACGGGAUCGGCUGGAAACACACAAACUGGCGCACCGGCCGCGCCGUAGUAACUAGAAACCGCGAGCUCGUGGUCCAAUUCAUCAUCACCCUCGCCAACUACGAGUACAUCUUCGCCUACAAAUUCAACCAAUCCGGCGGCAUCGACAUUGAAACCCGCGCGACCGGCAUCGUAAGCUGUGUCAACAUCGACCCAGGCAAGCAAAGCGACUACGGCAACGUCGUCUCCCCGGGGGUCCUCGCCCAGAACCAUCAGCAUAUUUUCGCCGUCCGGAUUGACCCUGCCAUCGAUGGUCACGCCAAUACUGUAGUGCAAGAGGAGUCUCUCCCCGUGCCCAUGAACCCAGACACGAACCCGCGCGGCAACUACUACGAAGUGAAACGCACCCCAAUCACGAAAUCGAGCUGGGCAGACGCUGAGCCCAAGAACAACCGCGUCUUCAAAAUCAUCAACGAGAACAAGAAAAACCCCAUCAGCGGCAAACCAGUCGGCUUCAAACUCGUUCCCCCACCAACACAACUCCUGCUCGCAUCCCCCGACUCCGUCCAAGCCCAGCGCGCCACCUUCGCAACCCACCACCUCUGGGUAACGAAAUACAAAGACGACGAGCUCUACGCCGCAGGCCGCUACACGCUCCAGAGUCGUAAAGAGCUCGGCGGCGUGGCGGACGCCGUCGCCAGGAAUGAGAAUGUUGAGAAUGAGGAUGUUGUGGUGUGGUCGGUGUUUGGCCUGACGCAUAAUCCGAGAGUAGAGGAUUGGCCGGUGAUGCCGGUGGAGAUGCAUCAGAUAAAUCUACGGCCGGCGGAUUUCUUCGAGGCGAAUCCGUCGAUUGAUGUGCCGAGUGGGAGGAAUGCGGAGAGUAAGCUUGUGGUGGGGAAUGGAGGGACCGAUGCACAGCAGCAGAAUGGGAAUGGAUGCUAUAAUGGCGCGAAUGGACAUGCGCAGGAGGAGGUGAAUGGGGUUACGAAUAUUGUUAGGUAG
Fulvia fulva is the source of this 2097-nucleotide messenger RNA. Its product is annotated as Copper amine oxidase 1. Gene Ontology annotation, molecular function: primary methylamine oxidase activity; copper ion binding; quinone binding. Gene Ontology annotation, biological process: amine metabolic process. The transcript has a single exon. Lineage: Eukaryota; Fungi; Ascomycota; Dothideomycetes; Mycosphaerellales; Mycosphaerellaceae. The coding region runs from base 1 to 2097 and encodes 698 amino acids. The record is from RefSeq and is a predicted model, not a curated record.